AUGUCGGUAAAUAUAUUAGAGGCACUUACAUUCAUAAGCACCGAAACAACUACGCCAGAAUUAAUACAAACAUGUAAAGAUCUUCAGAAAAGACUAGCUUCAGAUCCAUCUGACAUUCAAGAUGUAGUGAAAAAGUUAUCUGAAUUUAUCCUCAAGAUUGACGAUGCUAAAUUAUUCAAGAAAUAUCUUUCCAAUAUACUAUUAGCACUUAUAUCUGCUAAAAUACCAUUGAAACCAGUAUUUUCUAACCCAAACUUUGAAACCUGUAAUGACAAUGAAAAGAUAAGCCAUUUAGAAUAUUCCAUUGUGCUGGCAGCAGUCAGUGAACAUCCUGAUAUAUUACAAUAUGCUUUGAAGUAUUUUAAAAUCAAUCAAGUACCACCUUUUGAAGUGUUUAUUCGUCAUGAGGAUUCAUAUAAUGUUGCUCCUAAAAAACGGCGUCUGCUGGAUUGUAGGCAGAAAAUUGAUGACCAACAUAUAGUAUCAUCUUGUUAUACAUUGCUUAGCAAGUUGCCUAAUGAGUUGUCGUCUCAAUGGGACUGGACUAACUUUAUCAAUAAUUUUGCCAACCAUGAGGAUGCAGAAGUGAGAUGGAUGGUGAAGGAAUGCAUGGCUAUUCUCACCAAUAUGACAGAAGCACAAUCAAAAGUACUUUUAAGUACUUUAAACAUAAAUCGACAUGUAUGCCAGGAUAAUAUUAUAACAAGAAGCAAAGAAGAGCCUGUCUGCCCUUUGAAUGGAGUACUUAAAUGUGACUUGAGUCCUGAGACUGUUGUAAAUGUUGAUAGUAUAUUGUUACCAGUCUUUGAAAAAAAUAAUGUUCAAUCUGGAAAUUUAGUACCUGUGAAAUCAACUGUAAACAAUCUAAGGAGUUUAGCUUUAGCAGUUGCAUCAGGACAAGCUAUCUGUCUAAUGGGUCCUGUGGGAUCUGGCAAAACAUCCUUAGUUGAACAUUUGGCUGCUAUAACAGGACGUAAAGGAGUGGCUUUUAAAAAAGUGCAACUUGGUGAUCAGACAGAUUCGCGUAUGCUAUUAGGUUCACAUCAAUGUACGGAUGUUCCAGGGGAGUUUGUUUGGAUGCCAGGUGUUUUGACUGAGGCUGUACAAAAUGGGCACUGGCUGCUUUUGGAAGAUAUAGACUGUGCCGCUUUGGAUGUGGCUUCAACGUUAAGUACCCUUUUAGAAAGAAAUUCGCUGUGUGUUCCUGGUUUUAGGGAUUCCUUGCCUGUCACCCCUGGUUUCCAACUAUUCGUCACGCAAAGAAUACUUACGACGAGUUAUGGUUUCCAGAAAAAAAUAUCCAACUCCAGUACGUUACUUCAAAAGCAUUUAACACAAAUUAAUGUAGAACCCCUAUCUAGAACAGAGCUAGGAGAAAUCAUACAAACCUUGUACCCAGCCCUUACAAGUAUCUGUUCUAGAAUACUUGAAGUAUUCAUGUUGUUUUCUGUGGGCAGUCACGAUACGUCGUUACAGACCACCGAAAUAGUGACUAAUCGAAACGACAAAGAUCUGUUACUCCUAAGAGGGUCAAGACUGAUAUCAACAAGAGACUUAUUGAAGUGGUGCUCUAGAGCUGUCGUUGAUUUUAAUGUAUCAUGUCCUGAAUCAGCUUUAAAAGUAUUACAAGAUGCUUUAGACAUUUUCACUUGUUCGGUGUCGUCUCCAGAACAUAGAUUGGAAUUGGCAAAAAAAGUUGGCUUAUUACUUGGUAUAGUAGAAACAAAAUCGGAAUUUUAUUGCAAACAUUAUAAGCCAAAUGUGUCUUUAAAUGGGAGAUAUUUAGAAGUUGGUAGAUCGAAGGUUCCUAGAAUAGAAAAGAGCCUAGAGGCUAUAAAUUUUGAUAAUAAGGAAACAGUAUUUUCGUUUACGCGUCAAUCAGCAUGUUUGCUUGAGAGGAUAGCUUGUUGUGUCACGUCGAAUGAGCCGGUAUUACUUGUUGGAGAAACGGGUACGGGCAAAACGUCUUCAGUGCAAUAUUUAGCAAAGCAGACCGGCCACAAACUGGUCGUAAUUAAUAUGAACCAACAAUCUGAUUCAGCUGACCUACUUGGUGGAUAUAAACCUGUUGAUAUGAAGUACAUAAUUCGUCCUAUAAAACGCCAGUUCAAAGACCUUUUUAAAAGUUUUUACAAUAUAGAAAAAAAUAAAAAGUUUUUGGGACAUAUUGAUACCUGUUAUGAAACUGAAAGCUGGUCUGCUUUAGUGACUUUGAUGAAGCAGAGUCACAAGGCGGCAAUUAGCAGACUGACCGUUGAAAACAAGCACGCUAAACUUCAACCGUGGUUAGCAUUUGGUUCUAAAUUGUUAAAACUCGAACAACAGGUAAAGGCAGCUUCGAAAUUGACAUUUGCUUUUAUUGAAGGCUCUCUAGUUAAAGCUAUGCAGGAAGGACACUGGGUUUUAUUAGAUGAAAUUAAUUUAGCGUCAGCAGAAAUUCUAGAAUGCUUAGCAGGUUUGCUGGAAGAUAAAAACGAUACCAUAGAUUUAUUAGAAAAAGGCGAUAAGGUUCCUAUAAAAAGACAUCCAGAGUUUACUCUUUUUGCAUGCAUGAAUCCCGCUACGGAUGUGGGUAAAAAAGACUUACCACCAGGUUUACGAAAUCGAUUUACGGAGUUUUACAUCGAUGAAUUGACCGAGAGGAAUGAUUUAAUGUUGCUUAUCGGUGAUUAUUUAUAUCAUAUGAAUCUAAGUGGAGCUGUUAUGGAGGCGAUAUAUAGUUUUUACGCUAAUAUAAAAAAAGAAGCUAAGAUAACUCUGGUGGAUGGAUCAGGGAAUGCACCUCAUUAUUCACUAAGAACACUGUGCAGAGCUUUGACAGCAGCUGCCAAAGCUAAAUGUGGAACAGUGUCCAGGUCGUUGUAUGAAGCUUUUUGUUUAUCUUUUCUAACUCAGUUAGAUAGCUCUUCACAUCCUAAAGUUGAAGCUAUGAUAGCUAAGGCUGUUAUCGGUAAAAAAAACGUGACAUCGGUAAUUAAUCAAAUGAUCCCAGAACCACAAGUUUUAGGACAGAACUACUUGCUUUUCGAAGGCCAUUGGAUACCACAAGGCAAAUUAGAAAUAGCUAUACCUGAAGACUAUAUACUAACACCUACAGUUAGAAAAAAUCUUCGUGAUAUAGCUCGUAUUAUAUCGUUAGGACGCUUGCCCAUUCUCUUGCAAGGAGACACAUCGGUUGGAAAAACUUCCCUUAUCACUUACAUUGCUAAGGCUUCGGGCAAUUAUUGCGUCAGAAUAAAUAAUCACGAACAUACGGAUCUCCAAGAGUACAUAGGAUCGUAUGCCAGUGAUUCUUCUGGUAAACUUGUAUUCAAGGAAGGAGUUUUAGUCGAAGCAAUGAGAAAAGGAUACUGGAUCAUUCUGGAUGAGCUGAAUUUAGCACCAAGUGACGUUUUAGAAGCCCUCAAUCGUGUAUUGGACGAUAAUCGUGAAUUGUUUAUACCAGAAACACAGCAGGUGGUCAAAGCUGAUCCUAAUUUCAUGCUAUUUGCUACACAAAAUCCGCCGGGAUUGUAUGGGGGCCGCAAAAUGCUUUCAAGAGCAUUUAGGAACAGAUUUGUCGAAUUACAUUUCGACGAGAUACCAAAAGCCGAACUUCAAACGAUUCUACACCAAAGAUGUCACGUGCCACCUGCGUACAGUAAAAAAAUGAUAGCUGUUAUGUCUGAGCUUCAGAUACGGAGACGUGGGUCAGCUGCUGUACAAGGCAAAGAUGGCUUUAUCACCCUCAGAGAUUUGUUCAGAUGGGGACAGCGAUACAAACAUGCUUCUAAAGAAGCUUUAACCGAUGAUAAAUUCUACGAUUGGGACCAACACAUCGCAGACGAAGGUUAUCUUAUUUUAGCUGGUAAAGUGCGACAAACUGAUGAACGGUCUAUUAUAGAAGAAGUUAUAGCAAAACACAUAAAGAGAAAAGUUAAUCCUUAUAAUCUUUUUAGUCUUCAUGCGAGUACCUCUCCAGUUACCAAGUUUAUCUUAGAAACCAUCCUGAAUAACCAGCUGCACGAAUUUACUCAUGUAGUAUGGACUUUUAAUAUGAGAAGACUAGCUGUUUUAAUAGCUAAAUGUUUCAGUUUUGAUGAGCCUGUGCUAUUAGUAGGAGAAACGGGCUGUGGUAAAACUACUAUAUGUCAAGUUCUCGCCGCUUUGAAUAAUCGUCAGCUUUUAACAGUUAAUUGUCACAUGCACACAGAAAGUUCUGAUUUCUUAGGAGGACUUCGACCUGUUCGUCAAUAUAAAAACGAUGGUAGACUUUUUGAAUGGGUUGACGGACCACUUAUAAAAGCUAUGGAGACAGGCGACAUGUUUUUAGCUGAUGAAAUAUCAUUAGCAGAUGAUAGUGUUUUAGAAAGACUGAAUUCUUUACUUGAACCUGAGCGUCAACUUGUGUUAGCUGAAAGAGGGAUGGAAGAUAAUUCUGAUAUUGUUGUGAUAACAGCAAGCAAAAACUUCCAUUUUAUUGGUACUAUGAAUCCUGGAGGAGACUUUGGUAAGAAAGAGCUUUCACCAGCGCUUCGGAAUCGAUUCACAGAAAUAUGGUGUGAUAGUGUUACUUCUAGAGAAGACCUUUUAAAAGUUCUUGAAAAAAGUGUCAACAAGGGUGUAUCGUUAGGCAAUCAAGAAGAUGGAAGCUCCGGAAUCGGUACAUCAAUAUUAGAUUUCACGGAAUGGUUGAAAAAUUCAGAAGCUACUAGUAAAUUCCCAUUUACCAUUCGAGAUCUACUUUCGUGGGUAUAUUUCAUUAACGAGACAGUAGCUAAAGGAUUAUUGGAUACCCCUGAAGCUUACGUUCAUGGUGCUUGCAUGACUUUCCUUGACUGUUUCGGUACAGCCCUAACAGGACAUACAGAGUCAAAGACUCUAGAUACUUUAAGAAAAACAGCGAUUGAUUUUCUUUUGAAUCAAAUUAAAAUGGUUGGCAGUGAAUACUUGCAAAGUCUUAAAUAUAUUCUAAGUACCAAGAAAACGAAAUUUAAAGCUAGAACUAACUGUAACAAAUUUGGCAUAAAACCUUUCUAUAUUGAAGUAGGGGAAAAACCACGCGUUUCUGAUGAAGAUGAAACAUUUACGUUUUCUGCACCUACAACUGGUAGCAACACUCUGAGGUUAUUGCGCGGUUUACAGCUGAAUAAGGCAAUUCUUCUAGAAGGCAACCCUGGUGUUGGGAAAACUAGUUUAGUGACAGCACUUGCUAAAUCUUCUGGGCAUAAUGUUGUACGCAUUAAUUUGAGUGAUCAAACUGAUAUAACAGACUUAUUUGGAACAGACCUACCAACAGAGGAUGGUUCUUUUACUUUCAAAGAAGGAGCUUUUCUAAAUGCCCUUCAAAACGGCGACUGGAUUCUAUUAGAUGAGUUAAAUCUCGCCCCUCAACCAGUUCUCGAAGGUCUUAACGCUUGCUUGGACCACCGAGGCGAAGUAUUCAUUCCUGAGCUUAGUAAAACGUUUAAAGUCAAAGAACAAACUAGAAUCUUUGCUUGUCAGAAUCCCUUAAAGCAGGGAGGUGCUAGAAGAGGUCUACCAAUUUCGUUUCUAAAUAGAUUUACUCAAGUGUAUAUCGACACUUUGACAAAGGAUGACUUACUUUAUAUUGUGGAAUCACAGUACCCCACGAUGCAUAAAGAUAUCGCACGUAAAAUAGUUACUUUCAACUGUAAAGUUGCUAAGGAAAUCACUGUACUGCAAUCUUGGGGUCAUUUAGGAGCUCCUUAUGAAAUGAAUUUGAGGGACAUACAAAGAUGGUGCGAGGCACUCUUAAAUGAUCAACUGAGUGCUAAACCACCACGUCCUGGAAAGUACGUUGACAUGCUCUAUGUAAAUCGUAUGAGAACAGCAGAAGAUAAAGAAAGAAUGGCUGCUACGUAUGACCGAAUCUUUUUUCCUAGGUAUCCAAGAAGCGUCAGUAAUCCCCAGAUUAGAAUAACAGAUGAAGAAAUAUUUAUAGAUGACGUUUCAUUGCAACGAAAUUUAGAUAAAACUUUUAGAAAUCGACGAGCAAUUACAACAAAUUUACGGGUAUUGAGAAAUCAACUACCCACUCUGAAAGCUUUGGCUCAAAGUAUUAAAAUGAACUGGUUAUCUAUACUAGUUGGGCCUACAGCUACAGGAAAAAGUAGUAUUGUACAAGUACUUGCCGAUCUAACUGGCAACGAAUUACAAGUAGUUCCUGUCACAUCAGCUAUGGACGUUUCCGAUUUGCUAGGUGGAUUUGAACAAGUAGAUUACAACAGAAAUCUCGAAAGCCUUUAUGAUAGAAUUAAGACUCUCACAAUACAAACAACUAGGAAUAUAUGGCUGCAGAACGAGGUUAAAGAAUGGAAAUCAAAACCGUUGCUAAGUAAUCUGUAUCAGUACGAGGCACUACAAAUAGUUUCCAGUGAUGAAGUGACUACAGAUAAUAUGGAGAACUUUAGACAAAGAAUAGAAUUUCUUCUGAACCAUUGUGAUAAAUUACUUCAAAAUAAUAAACGAUUGAAUGACAGGACCAAAAUUAACGACGCCAUAACAUGCUUAAAGAAGCUACAAAACAAAUUAUCUUCAAUGACGUCCGUAAACGCUGGCGGGAAAUUUGAAUUUGUUGACUCUUUACUUGUGAAAACAAUGAUUGAGGGAUCUUGGCUGCUCCUCGAUAAUGUCAACUUGUGUUCAGCCGCAGUCCUCGAUAGGCUGAACGGUUUAUUAGAACCGAAUGGAGUACUAAGUAUACCGGAAAGAGGAGAUUUCUGUGAAAUAAGACCACAUCCAAAUUUCAGAGUAUUUUUUACAAUGGACCCGAAGUAUGGAGAGAUUUCUAGGGCGAUGAGAAACAGAGGGGUUGAAAUAUUCUUGCUAAGACCUAGUGACUUUAACACUAACUUAUCAGAGACUGUGAGUUACAUGGAUUUGACGGCGAUGCUAUCUUCAUGUGGUUUGCCUAGUCAAUACCAUGAGAUGUGCAUUAAAUGCCAUGAUUUGAUGAAGUCAUAUGUACGAGGCUUCGAGCGUCCUACGAUUUCGCAUUUGUUACAGGCGGCACACUUAACUUGGCAACAAAUAGUCCGAGGCAUUAACGUAGAAACUGCUUACAUUAGCAGUUUCUCUGAUGUUUAUAUCAAACCAAGAUGCGGAGGGGACUUCGACUCGAACAUUAUAAUGUCUCUUGCUGAAAUGAAAAAUGUUAUGAUGCAGGCGCUAACAGAAGCAGUAACUGGUCAAGAGUAUAGAAAAUGUAUCAACACAGACCACACUCUUACCGUCAAAGGACUUUGUUCAAAUUCUUCAAUAGAAAUCGCUAAGCAAAUUGCUUAUGUCGCUAUUCAAGCUGUUUCUAUCAAUUCUAUCUCAGUUUUCUCUAGUCUGUUUACUGUGUAUCAAAAAGUUUCUAAAGAUCUAUUAGAGUUGGUUCACGUUAUUGUACAAGAUGCUUUGAAAGAUCAGUCCAUGGGGUCAAUGUGUGAAUUUGCGAAAUUACUAAACGAUCAAGCAUUCCACUACUUGUCAAGAUAUAAACAUCUGAGUUCUUACGAUAGAUUUUACCCAGCACCAAGGAAUUCAAGUAACACAAUUUUCUACUCUUCGAACAAACAGUCGUUAUUAUUCUACAAUAAUACUCUAAAGAAUGUCAUAUCAUAUAUGCAAAAAAAAAAAUCAAAGAAAUCCUUUUCGAUAUUGGAUUAUUCUAGGGCUGUAUUGUCACACGAUCUAACAGAUGAUUUUGUUGAAUACCCUAUUCUAAAACACUGUCAAAGCUAUCUUAUUAUUGUUGAGGAGUAUAUUACACGCGCUAUUAGAUGUGCUCAAGAUAACCUAAACGAUGAAAGAACCUGCCAUAUCAUGCAAGCAUUGAAUUGGCGUAGUCGGUUGUUUAUACAGUUAAGCAACGAUAUCUUUGUUCAGUCUGAAGGUAGUAGCCGACAAGUCUUAAGAGAAGAUGUCGUUCCAUUAUUAUAUGCUCAUAGUAAAUGGUUACAUAAACAUUUGAUUUUACCCUUUGCUGAAAUUUCACAUGAAAAUAAUGAUUUGGUCAAAGAGUUUAAUGCUCGAGUUAAAUACGUAAUGAAGAAUAAUGAUCAAGACAAUACACAAAUGAUUAAAGUUAGCAAAAAGCUUAGAAAAAUGUAUGGUCAACCAAAAUUGUUUUUCAACAAAGAAGAAUAUGAUAUUAGCAGCGAGAAAACAAAAAUAUACCGCCAAUUAUCGUUAGACAUGGGGCAACCUAUUUCAAAGCAGUUGAACAAAUUUUGUGUGAAUAACUACAUUGUGACGGAUAUGAAUAUGGCUUUAGACGUGCCCAAUAAAGAAACCCUAGCAGUAAUUCAAGUAAAUAUGUCUAAGGAACUAGAAAACGAUCAAAUCAUCAGAGUAGCUCCACAAGUUAAACUACUGCCUCUGAUCUCAUAUGUCAUUCAAAGAAUGUUUACCAUAGUACAAGGGGAUUUUAUAGAGAUGAUCUCUCAAUUGACAAAUGUAGAAGAUCAGCCUAAAGUGGUUAGUAAAUUUUCUGAUGUUUUGGUGAGUCUGAUACACUUAGGUAAAGUGACUAAUGGAUUUCCUCCUGCUUUGCUGAACCUUAUUGAAGUAAUGGUGCACUUACAAGAAUAUCAACCAGAAAUCACGGGAAGAAUAUCAUCUAUUCCAGUAAAGUUUUGGGAUGAGUUUUACAAAUCUCUCGUGUAUGCGCCGGCUUUUUAUCCUGUGCCAUUUUUGACUGCACAAAUAAUGGAAAGUCCAGAGGACAGGAGAUUAGACGAAGUCCCGAUCAACAGCGAGAGAUGGUCAAGCGGUUUGGCUCUGUUGCCUUAUUACUUGCAGAAAUUCACUGUCUCUACUGAUAAUGCAGAUUCAAAACAUCUUCUCGCAUACGAAGCGGUGUCCUUGGAGGAUAGAACAGAUUAUUCUACGCAACUGGGUACCAUUUUGAAUAUUUUGUGGAAGAACAUUGCAACUUUGAAUACGGGAGCCUCUUCAAAAAUAAUAUCGGACAGAAAAUUUGAAAUGAAGAAAUAUGAGAAACUGUUAUCGUGUUUGAAUUCCUUAAAUGUAAAUGAAAGCAACUCAUUUGAUGAUAUUCUUACGAAGGGGAUACAAAAAGUUCUAGAACAUAUCAAAGACGAAAACUUUGUUAACAUUUUAACAACAUCUUACAACGUUUAUUCGGAACUGAGAAGUGUGCUAGAGAGUGAUGGGGCAAGGAUGAAAAUCUUAACUGCACAAUUAUCACUUUUAACGAGUUUUCUAUUCAUCCAAGUAAUGUCUGAGGUUAACUCGGUAGAUCAUGUUGAGAAAUACCGACUCAAAAGUCGGUAUAUUGAAGAAGAUAUAUCAAUAUUUAAUAGUCUUCUUAGCUCUUACUACUUCCACGGUCUUGUAUCUGGGAGUGUUAGCGAUAAUAGGAAGAUCGAAAAGCCAUCCGACGUCGACGUAACUGAGCUAGAAACUAGCCUAUUUCGUGAAGUUACAAAAGUGCAUCCGUACUGUGAAAUUAUCAUAAAUUUGAAAACACAGACUGUAGAAAGGGCUGCCAAGUAUGCUCUAGGAAACACGUUCAGACCUGGCGAGCCGUCUUACACUAGCUUUAUGAAAGAUUGCAAACAUUUCACAAAAUCAGUUUUGUCUUCAGAAACUACCAACGAGUUAAUGAGAGACUUAAUGUCAACAUGCAAUAAUCUUAACAUAUACUUCACAAACAAAUCCAUAAACGAGUCCGAUGUUCGAAACGGACAUGUUGUUACAAAACAGACGAGUUCUUGGCUUUACUCAGUUAACGCCUUUUAUAAAAAAGUCGAACAAUAUACUGACGCGCUACCAGACUUAGCAAAACCUCUGCUAAGUUCUUUGUCACAGAUAAUAUACAGUGUAACGACUUUAAAUGAUUUGAUAAAGGAAUUUAUAGUUAAAAUAGAAAACGGCCCACUCUUUAUGAAUUUUGUCGAAGAAUUGAUGAUUUUUCCAAAUAAAAUACCCAUUAAAGGUGUUACCGAAGAAUAUUUGAAUAGGUUUCUCUCAGAACAAUUCGUUCUGCUGUUGAAUAAAGCUUCUAUAGGCAGUGAUGGUAAUUCUGUAGCUGACAUGGAACGAAUCCAGCUAUUGAAGAUGAACCUGGAUGAGUUGAGAAUGCAUUGUACCGCGUUGGAUAAACUUGAUAAGUCUACGGCACUCGCGGUAACCUCUACUCUAAAUGAAAUGGUGAAGGUGUGGGAACAGCAGCAGCGAGAUAUUGAAAAGCAGAAGCAAGAUGAUGAGGCCUUAUAUGUUACGAAAUCAAAGUGCGAGGAUGAAGAUGAGGAAGCGAUAGCCAACGAAGAGAUACAACAAAUGUUCCCGUCAUACUCCGAUUUAGAUUUCGCCGAGUUCAAACCGAAUACUUUAGAACAAGUACCAGAUAAACCACAACGCACAUCGGAGAACAAACCAAAAGCCUUAAUAGGUUCCCAGGACGUAACUUUAGUAUACAAAUGGCAUUCCAAUUUAGUCCGUACGAUGACUUCGGCAGAAUGGUUGCCUGCCCGAAAAAAAUUGGUCGGCAACGAUGUUAUAAGCCCGUUUUUACAGCGAUAUAGUACAUUUAGUCGAAUAAUGACUUAUGCGUGGAAGGCUCUGGAUGGUGAAUUUGAAGGGGUGCUAUCGCCAAGUUUUAUGGUGCUUUUGUCGCAGAUCAAGGCCAAAGUGGAUGGCGAGGAAACAUCAAGCAAGGUGGACUUCUACAAAUCUGCAUGGGUGUCUGAGACAAAACAAUGUGUUCCUUUACUUCAUAGAGUGAAAGAAAGCACCAACACGUUAUUGGACCAGUGGCCAGAUUUCCCUACCUUAAAAGAGAUAAUGGUCAUAGUAAACAGGAUACUUGGCUUUUCAAUAACCAGUCCAGUGAGCCGUUUCCUCACUGGCCUCGAGUUAUUGCGGGAUAAGAUCGAGGAAUGGAAUAAAAAUGCUCAUAAAGGGAACAAUUUAAUUGACGUAUCGCUAGCAGUGGGUCAGCAAAUCAUCAAUUGGAGAAAACUAGAGAUGGCGAACUGGAAAGAAUGCCUUAAUAAUUUGUAUCAUAGAAAGCAAGCAGAAGCUCACAAGUACUGGUUUUACCUAUAUUCAGUGAUCAAAUCUUAUUUAGAAAAGUCGGAGCAAAAUCAGGCCGAAAGAGUCAUCUCUGUUUUGAGGGACUUUAUGGAAAAGUCUAACUUGGCCGAGUAUGAAGUGAGGCUUGACAUCAUUUUUGUUUAUCAUUGUCAUUUGAUUCAUUUGGAACAAAGCGAACAACGAGAUGAACUCCUCGCAAUCCUUUGGAACACGUACAACUACUACACCCAAUUCAGCGCCCAAAUAGCCUCCCAUAUCAAAGAGAAACGUGCGCCUAUUGAGAAGAAAUUACGGGAUUUUGUCAAAAUAUGUACUUGGGACCGAGAUCUUAGCUACUGGAGCGUCAAGGACACAGUUGAAAAAGCUCAUAAAGCUUUACACAAACAUACAAAGGAGUUUGAGAACGUUCUUAAAGAGAGUGUAGGUAGCUGCCUUGUGGACAAUACAACAGAGGUGAUAGGCGACCACGUUGGUAUUUGGGACCGGCCCAAACGGGCCACAGCCGCCGCAGCUCAAGCCGGCGGAGCCUACAUGAUCGACGUAACCAACCACAUAGUACUGGCCAGGAAUAUUAAGAAAUAUCUAGACGAAGCAGAGCAGCCAUGUAAGCUUGUACCUGGCGAUAGUUCACUCAUAUCAAAGGUACCAAACCUGUUAAACAAGGCGCGAACUUUGUGCAAGGAUACUAUUACUAAUACUGCUUAUCCGGCUAUGGUUCAAGCGUUGGAUGAUUUCGUAACAACGGUUAUCGAAACUAGCACACAUCUUGGCUCUUUGGAGGUGGACACAUCGCUACCGAAAGAGAAACAAACAUCUCAAGCUAAGAACUUCGUACAACAGAAGCGUAAAGCAUUGGCUGAUCUUUUCAAGUACCUAACCAAACUUGGCCUCAACUACCGCACCGGUCUAUUCAUACUAAGUGCGGCAGAUAAAGAUUUAUAUGAUUUCACUAUACCACCUGUUGAUAUAGAAGCAGCUGUUAGCUAUUUAAAGAGCAGACGUUGCGACGCUUCUUUAUCAUUGUUGUGGUCUGGCUGUGAGAAGUACUUCCAAAAGAACAUAGCUCGUCACAGAACCUUGACGUUGGCGUUGCAACAGCCUCACCAAGAUUUGGGUAUACAGAACAUCGAAAGAUGUAAAGGCUUCGCCGCACAAUUAUUGAAACUCACGAAUACACAAAAGAAGUCCAUAGCUAAAUAUUCAGAACAUCUCUGCGACUUACGUACUCUGAGUACGAGCCUGAUGAAUAUUUUAGAUAUAAAUAGCACUCGCGUAAAUCUGUCCACUUUGAUUUCAAAACUAGAUCUUUUAACAGAAUGCUAUGCGAACGCGGGUAUCGUUCUUGAACAAUUUAAUGUACUAAUAAAGUCGUGCCCAGAAAAGGGUGUUAAUUCAGAAUCGGAGCCAGACUUUGACUGUAUUAUUUCGGACUCGAAAAUAGUACGCUGCUACAAAAACAGCGAUGAAUGGAAAGACUUGUAUAAAAAAGUCAAAACUCUAAUAAGUAAUAUCAACAAGCAAAAAAAUGCUUUACAAAAAGUUGCUAGCAAUGUCCCUAAAGAUGUAUGCCUAGUUAAAAAGAACAUUCUCGUAAUAUCGCAGAACCACAUUGACGUUGCAAAAGAUUGUAUAGAGAACUUAGAAAAUAUGCUUCACGAUGUCGAGCUUCUAAUAAACGACUAUCAAUUAACAUUCAAGUUACCGAUAGAAGAUUGUAAACCACAACAUCCUAUAUUAAGAAGCCUAGUGGAGUUGAGCAAGUAUUUGAGCGCCACAUCUGAGAAACUUAAAAAGCUUGACACGGAUAAAGGUGAUAAAUUGUUCGAACAAAUGGAUUCAGCACCAAGUGACAUUAUAAUACGGCAGACAGAAGACUUAAUAGCUACAAUGCUCCUAAUUAUUCAAUCAGUAUAUAAAAAUCAUUUGCCACAAGACCCUACGGAAAACGCAGAAGUUUUGAAUGCUAUUGAUGAAAUAAUAAAGAAUGAUAGCAAGGAAGAAUCGAAAGACAUUGUAGAAGACAAACACUUAAAGAAACAUUUGGAAGAGAAAUUGAGUAACGAUUCCAAAAUGUUACAGCUAGAGGCUCUAAUAAAUAAAACACAAUGUCUGUUGUUAAGUUACGUCAGCUAUUUAACUGAAGAUAAAAAUGUUGAUGAUGUAAAGAGUGUGGUGAUGCGGCUGGUGCCAAUAUUGGAGCAGACAGUGUUGUUUGUGCAAUACUUUAUCACUCAAAAGGUGGCUGUGCAUAGAGUGUCGUGCAAAAUGCUGUCUGUUUUACUUAAAAUUUUCUCCGAUUUAGCUUCUAAAGGUUUCUGUAAGCCUUCAGAUCUAGAUAUGGAAGAAGGUGAAGGGGAAGGUGGCCCUGGAAAGUUAUCAGGCGGCACGGGACUAGGAGAUGGCGAGGGACAGAAAGAUGUGUCUGAAAGAAUUGAAAAUCAGGAUCAACUUGAUGAUGCUCAACGUCCUGGCGAAGAGAAAAAUGAAGACAAUAGAGAUUGCAAAGAGGAAGAGAAAGGAGUUAACAUGACUGAUGACUUCGAUUCACAUCUGCAAGACGUUGAGAAGAAAGAAGGCGAUGAAUCUGAUAAAGAGGACGACGAGGACGACGCUGAUAAACAAAUGGGUGAUACUGAUAAUGCUGCGGAAAAACUUGACCAACAAAUCUGGGGUUCAGAAGAUGAAGAAGAGUUGGAGGAAGAUCAAGGUCAGAAAAAAGAUAAGGAAGAAAAGGGCAAGGGUGAAAGUACAGGGGAGAAGGAAAUGGCUGCUAAAGAUAAAGAACAAGAACAGGGAACUGAUGACGGUGCCGAAGGGAAAGACAAAAAGGAGAAGAAAGAUAUUAACGAAAUGAAGGAACCGGAAGUCGAUGAUGAUCACGUUGAUCCAUACCACGGCAACCAACAACCAAUGCCCGAACCUGAAGACUUUGAGCUACCCGAUAACAUGGAUGUGGAUGGUGAAGAGGCUGGUGAUGAAAAUGAAGGUGAAACCGAAACUGAGAACCCGUUCGAUAUAGACGUUAUGAAAGAAAAUAUAGCAGAGGAAGAUGAACAACAGGGAGAUAAAGACGAUGAAGGCAAAGACUAUAAAGCUGGACUUGACGUGUCUAGUGAUGAAGAAGGUGAUGGUGAUGAUAAGGAAGGUGACGGUGAUAAUAAGGAAGUGGAUGAAGAGGAUGACGGGAAGGAAAAGAGUGAAGAAAAUGACUCCGAUAAACCAGAUACUACAGAAGGCAUUGAAGAUCAAGAUACAGAAGGUGGAGAAAAACAAAAUCCAGAAGAAAAAGAACAACCAGAAGAAUCAGAAACUGUAGAGAAUGAGGAGAAAGAGGAAUUGCCAAAGAAUCCAGAGAAUAUAAACGAAGAAGAUGAAGUGGAACAAAAGGAUCACGAAGCAAAUCCACAAGCAAAUCCAUCUAAUAAUGAUCCAACUGCAGAAGAAAGGGCAGAGAAAGCUGAAAUGGCCAGAGGCACCGAUGAUAACGUUGAGACUAAUGCUGAACAGCAGAAAGAUGAAGAAGCCGCUGCUAGUGAACAAACUCAAGAACAAGUUGGGGAAGAAAAGCAAUCAAUGGGUAGAUCAGAAUUAGAUAAGAGUGAUAAGGGUCAUCGCGGUGAGAAACAAGCUGCGAGCCGCGCUGAACGCUCACACGACAAGCGGAAAAAACGAGAGAACAAGCCUGCUGACACUGACCAUGAACGAACCUUGGGUGACGUCAAUGAGAAGAAACGCAAGCAAGCCCAAACACUAAGUGUUGAAAAAGAAAAUGAGAUGGAGGAAGGUGCUGAUAACGAUGAGGACGCUGAAAAGGAAGCGGACGCUUAUCAACAUGUAAAAGAAGCCAAAAAGGAUGAUCUUCAGGCAGUAGACGCAGCAACAAAAGAACAAGCUGAUCAGCAACCAACACUACAACAAGAAGAUGAAGAGGCUGAAACUCUUAAGGAGGAUGAACAAGUUCCUAUGGAUGUGGAUGAGCAAGACAUAGAGAUCCAGAAAACUGAAGAAAUAAAGCCAGAGAAAAUGAAGGACGGGGCAGAAAAAGAGAAAGAGAAGGCGGGUAAUAAGAAAGAGACGGGAGAAGAGCCAACAGGAGAGACUGUUAUGGAAGUGGAAGGAGAAAAUGUAAUUACCGCGCAUGUUCCUAGAGGCACUGAGUCUUCAUACCACACCGGCUCGAACGAUAGACGCGUGGAGACGGAGGCGAUGACGCUAGACACGUACAUGUGUAUCCGCGAGUGGCUGAGCCGGCCCGUGCGCGGCGCGGGCGAGCCGGCGCGCGUGUGGGGCGCGCUGUGGCGCGACGCGGCGGGCGCGGCGCGUGCGCUGUGCGAGCGACUGCGCCUCGUGCUCGAGCCCACCGCGCGCUCCAGGAGAGCCGGUGACUUCAGGACGGGUCGCGCUAUCAAUAUGCGUCGAAUCAUUCCGUACAUCGCGUCUCACUUCCGUAAGGACCGCAUCUGGCUCCGCCGCACGAAGCCCGCCAAGCGCGAGUAUAAGAUUGCAAUAGCGGUGGACGAUUCUAGCUCUAUGUCCGAUAACAGAAGCAAGGAGUUGGCGUUUGAGAGUCUUGCACUUGUUUCUCAGGCGUUAAACCUGUUGGAAUCUGGGGAUCUAGCCGUACUCAGUUUUGGAGAAAAGCCGAAUUUGCUUCAUCCAUUCACCGAACAAUUCACUGAACAUUCUGGAUCAAGGAUUCUAGAACAGCUCCGCUUUGAACAGACGAAAACGAAAAUUGCUCAAUUGCUAGAUUUUAGUACCAUUAUGUUUGAAGAACAAACAAUGAGAAGUGACGCCCCUAAUGCAAAGCUGCUGAUAAUUGUGAGUGACGGCAGGGGAAUAUUUAGUGAAGGAGAGACAACAGUACUACAGGCGGUGAGAAGAGCGAGACAGCAAGGAAUAUUCUUGGUCUACGUUAUCAUUGACAAUCCUGACAAUAAGGACUCGAUAAUGGACAUCAGGCGGCCGGUGAUGGACCCCGAGUCGAACUCAUUCGUGCGCUUUGAAUCAUACUUGGAUACAUUCCCGUUCCCCUUCUACCUUAUAUUACGAGACAUGUCUGCACUACCUUCAGUACUAGGAGACGCUAUGAGGCAAUGGUUCGAACUCGCUGCUAAUACAACCUAA
This is a messenger RNA of Arctia plantaginis, 16176 nucleotides long. Lineage: Eukaryota; Metazoa; Arthropoda; Insecta; Lepidoptera; Erebidae. The record is from the annotation of a GenBank genome assembly.